UUUUGAUUUUGAUCCGUCAUCAUUAGAACAAUGACGUUUAUCGAAACUGACACUGCAGCACAGGAAAGGUUUAAUCUGCUGCUGUUAGAACCUGGUGAGAUAUACUUUGAAGACUUCAGUGUAUUCUUUUACCCCAGAAAUCUCUCAGAAGAUGAAGCCAUUAAAAGGAAACAGAGAGGCCAUCUGAAAAUCUGUUCCAAAUCUAUAGUUUUUGUCCCAAAGGAGAGUCAGCACCCUAUCCUUAAGUUUCCACUUAAACAUGUCAAGGAAAUCAAUGAGUGGUCAGGUGGUCUGUUUUCAAGGAUGGAUAUGAAUGACCGCAUGGUGAAGAUCAAGACUGAUCAAGUUAUUGCCAUGAAGGAAAAAAACAUAAUAGCUCCAUAUAUAUUCCAUAAGGAAUCGGUGGAGUUAAGGUUUUCCCUGAACUAUGUGACUGCUGAUGACUGUCUGCCUCAGAUGUGUCAGCUGCAUCGGGCAUCUACACUUCCACCAGCAGACCAGUCAGCCAUGAUUAAUGCAAUUGUGUUGUCAAGAAGAUCUCGAGUGAGCUUUAACACAAGCUGGCUUGAUGACCUGUAUGAAAAGAUUCUAAUGGAAGCGCAGGGUGACAAGAUCAGUCCUCUGGUGACCAACCCUGGCCGUAUCAUGCUCACAUCAUCACGACUCUACUUCCAGCCUUUCAAUAACAUAGAAAGUGUGCCAGUCAUUAAGAUAAGAUUGAAAGACUUGAAGCGAGUGAUAAAAAGACGAUUUCUCCUCAAACAGCUGGGUAUAGAAAUAUUUUGUCAAGAAAAUUCUUCCUGCCCUCACCUUUACUUGUCUUUGAAGACUGCAGAUGAACGCAAUGAAUUAUAUGCACAUAUAAUGCAGCAAAAAGAUGUUAAGUUAGAAGAUACUGGACAAGAAGACAUGACCUUACGCUGGCAGAAUGGAGAUAUAUCAAACUUUGACUAUCUAAUAUAUCUGAAUAGUGUUGCUGACCGCAGCUUCAGUGAUUUAACUCAGUACCCGGUGAUGCCCUGGGUCAUACAAGAUUACACAAGUUCACAUCUAGAUUUGUCCAAUCCAAUGACAUUUCGUGAUCUCAGCAAACCUAUUGGAGCUCUGAAUGAAGAAAGAAUAUCAAAAAUGAGGGAGAGAUAUGCAGAAAUGCCAGAGCCCAAAUUUCUAUACGGAUCCCAUUACUCCACACCUGGAUAUGUUCUCUUCUAUCUCGCUCUCAUAGCUCCAGAAUAUGUCCUCUGCUUGCAAAAUGGAAAGUUUGACCAGCCAGAUAGAAUGUUUAACAGUGUGUAUGAAACAUGGCAGAAUUGUAUGAUGGGAGCUGCUGACUUCAAAGAACUCAUUCCAGAAUUCUAUUCUCUUGGUUCUCCAGAGUUCCUCCUGAACAAUGGGUUGAGUAACUUUGGGAUAAGACAAGAUGGCCGACCUGUGGGCAAUGUAGAACUGCCUUCCUGGGCUGAAGGGCCUGAGGAUUUCCUACGGAAACUGAGAGAGGCCCUUGAGUGUGAACAUGUAUCAACUCACCUCCAUGAGUGGAUCGACCUUAUUUUUGGAUAUAAACAGCGGGGUUAUGAGGCAGAAAAGGCUGACAACGUGUUUUACUUCAUGACAUAUGAGGGCAGUGUUGAUCUUGAUAGUAUACCAGACCCAAAUGAGAGAGCACGCAUGGAGAUACAGAUUAUGGAAUUUGGCCAGGUACCAAAGCAGGUAUUUAAUACACCCCACCCACAGAGAUUUACCUCCCCUCCCCCACGGAGUGGCUCAAGCCGUACAUCCAGUACUAAUGAAGGGACAGUUCCAGUGACAUCAGACUCCAUCUCAAUGCCCACAACUUUAAAAGUGUCAGAAGAGGACAAGACUGCAAGCACCAGUGACGUAUCACUGACAGACUUGGCAUCUCUACAGUUGUACCACAAAUAUACCCUGCACAAAGAUGGUGUAUCAGAUGUUAAGUUAUCCAGUGAUGGAAAAAACAUAUUUUCUGUUUCACAGGAUAGCCUACUGAAGAUGUAUUCACUGGAAGACCAGCGACAGCUUAGGAGUAUCAAUAUUUCCACUAUGGCCCUGUCGUCCUGUCAGCUGAUGCCAGAUGAUAAAACUAUCAUUGUAGGAUCCUGGGACAAUAAUGUCUACUUCUAUAGUAUUGAGUUUGGAAGGGUCCUUGAUACAUUGUGUGCUCAUGAUGAUGCAGUAUCUAAUAUACUUUGGAGCAGCAAUAAAUUGCUAACAGCUUCCUGGGACUCGACUGUCAAGAUCUGGAAAUUCAUCCCUCCAAGUGCAUCAACCCCUUUUACAGUGGCUGAGUAUGCGGGCCAGCUGGACCAUGAUGCUGGAGUAAACUGCCAGUCCACUGAUGAGGGACUCUCUCUCCUGGUUACUGGGACAAUAGAAGGACAUAUCAAUGUCUGGUCUAUCUCCAGUGGUUAUCAGAUAGCUUCCCUCGAAGUUCACAAUGGUAAAGUCAAUGAUGUUACUCUAAGUCCAGACUGCCGACGUAUAUUGAGUUGUGGAGAUGACAACAUUCUGCGUGUUCUUGACUUGGAGACAGGGACAGAAAUACUGGUCAGGCACCUGCAGACACAGUGCAUGUGUUUUAAGUGGAUUGGUGGUCUUCUGCUGACUGGUGAAGCAUCUGGAAGUAUUCAACUAUGGGAUAUGGACAAAGGUCAAAUAAUUAGCACACUACCUGCACAUACUGAUGCUGUGACGUGUUUGGAUCUGAAGAACAAGAGCUUAUUGAUGGCUGGACAGGACAAAACUGUUAGUAUGUGGAAGAUUCAGCAGUGAUUCUUUCUGUGCAAAAUCAGUGCUUUUUUGUUCCCUGAAGAAUUUUAUCUCCGUGAUAAAAGGAGAAUGCUAGCCAAUUGUCAGAACUAAAAUUGAUUCAUUCAAGUUCUGACCAUAGAAUUACUAAAACUCUAACGUGCCAUAUUUGACUUCAUGCAAAUCACGAUGUGACAGCUUUAUCGCUUCUGUUGCAACAACAUGAGAUUUUAACACAAGAUUUAUCAGCUGACAUGUUUCCUAGCAUUAUAACUAUAGUUUAACUAGUUGUGAAGUAUGCAUGACAAAUACAAAUCAUUGGGAAAUCUGUAUGGAAGGAUACUUUUACUAACAGAAACUGGAAUUUUCCGAGACACCAGUGAUUCUCCAUCCCUUCCCCAUCAAGUGGUUUUCUGCGGCCAAGUAGUACUUACUCCUGCAGUGAACCAAGAGAAAUUUGAAAGUGUUUUGUGUUCUGGUUUAUAAAUUUUGGUUUCUGAGAAUUGCACUGACUGAUCUACAUCUGAGGCCUAGCUGUUGAAGUACAAUGGAUUGAACAUCAUGUGCCUUGUCUGUCUGAGAUAAAAUUGAGAGAUUUGUUGGUUAUUGAAUACACUUAAUUGAGGGCUUUUGGUUGAAAAAAAAAAUGCUGUGAACUGGUGUCUUUUUUCAUUUUGUUUUUGAGUUACAUAUUUAAAUUAGAGAAGUACUAUUACAAAACGUUGUAUGCAAUCAUUGGGACUAGUGAAGUGAGAGCUAGAUGGUCUUAUAUUUUCAUAGAAGUAAACAAAAUACCCAGUGAGAUUACUGUGAUUUGAAAUGAGAUAAGUCUGAAGCAUUGAGUCAGUAUGCCUUAUCUCAAGAUAUAUAUUUUUUCAGUAAUUACCAGCCUUGCAUAUAUCUUAUAAAUACUGUAUUUAUCAUUUAUGACAAUGACUCAUAUUAUGUUUUAUUACUGCAGUUUCUGAUUAUAACAAGCUGAUGACUGACUAUAUCUGAACUGUUUUAUGUGAUAUUAAAUGUCAAAAAUUCUAUUGGUACAUGCAUAUUUAUUUUCAAAUUUGAAUGAUGGAAAGCAUCAUUAAUCAUGAUGUACAUCUAGACUGUAUGAAAGGUUGGAUAGAACAGGUUGGGACUCUCAACAGAGUUGCAGAGAACCAGCAUCCUGGUUCUCUUCUAUCUUAGAUCGUUUCUUGAAGGAAUCACAGAUGGGUACCCAACAGCAUUCAAUAAAGCCCCAUCACAGAAGGUAUAAAUACAAAGGAUAUGAAAUAUGGAGGAGCCUCAUCAUAUAUUGGUGUUCCAUCUCCUGUGUCCCUUGUAAUAUAAACAUAUUGAUAGCUUUGUGUAUGGUUUUUGUUUUGAUGUGUGAUAUAAAGGUGUUUAUAAUUCUGGACUACCGAGAUAGUUAAUGAUGCCUAGGACACUUCCUCAAUACUGAUGUGCUCAUUACUUGUUUUUGGUGCUGGAUGAAAAGUGUACACAUGUACAGCUAACAUAUUCAAACAUUGAACACUGCUUUUAGUAGAAUUUUUUUUGUAUAAAUCAUCAUGUGAAAAUGAAGUGGGACUACCUGGAUGCUUUCUGAUAAUUGUCUCCCAUUGAUGAUAUGUAACAAGUACAUUUACUUACUUUAUUAUACGAUAUGAUAAAAGACAAAUGUACAGGUAUCAGGUCUACAGGACAGAAAGUCAAGACUUUUGAUGCUGUGAGACAUUCCAACUUAAACUUGAUGUAUUAACGACAAAGGAUGUUAGAUGUGAUGUCUGAUGUAUUUCAUGAGUUUGGAACAUUUAUGGUGUUACAUGUCCCACGACGUGCCAUUGUAUCAUGUGAAGAGAGAAACAAUACAACAGCACCAAAUAUAGAAAAAUUACAUCGAUAUGAAUACUCGUUCAUAGAGCAGUCAUUUUUACUACAAAUAUUCAUUAACUCAUGAAAUUAACUUAGCUUCAUUUUGAAAAUGAACCUCUCCCAAUCUUCUUAUCCUGUAUAUUAUUGAAAGCAUAUUUUGUGUGUUGUAUAUGUUAUAUAUAAUAUGCAAAAGCAAACCCAUUACAUUGUAAUUAUCACUAUAUAGACAUAUGGGUCUCUGAAGAUGCAAAAGUUUAAAAAAAUUAUGUUAAGCCGUAAAUUUGAAAGUUACUUAAAUACAUGUAUGUAUGUGCUCCACAUUUUCAUAUCUAAGACUGUAUUCUAGUCAUUUGUUGUACAAUACAGGGUUCCAUUACACAUUCUGAUCAGGUUGGCAGAAUGUUGUACAAUACAGGGUUCCAUUACACAUUCUGAUCAGGUUGGCAGAAAUGGAUGCAUAUCACAUCAAAUUGAAAUAUUCCACAUAACCAAUGUCUUUCAUUUUGUCAAAGUGAUGUUGGAUAUCUUGAACAAUACAUCUUGAUGAAUUCUUAUAUUAUAUUGAGGAAAUGUCGUGGAUAAAAAACACUUACUUUAGAUGCAUUGCUUUUUAACUUCAGAUUAAUGUUUCAAGUGAUAAAAAAAUUACAGCGAUCUAUUGCAUAUCAUCUCUGAAAAAUAUCUCAAAUGAAGGAUGUUGAUUGCACAGAUGUUUUGAUGGUAUUAUGAUUAAGUAUAUAGGAGCAUCUACAUUAGGAUUCCAUUGUUUAUAGUUUACAUAUUUUAGCUCAGCUAAGGGUACACAAAACUCUGUCAACCUAAAAAUCAAAGAAAACUGAUACACCAAAUUCAUAUAUUUCAAAUCUGUGAGUAGCAGUGAUAAUUCAUGAAGAGUUCUACCCAAGACUUACAGAAUUACAAUGUAUACCCGAGAUAUACUUUUUGUGCCCGAGCAAUGGAAAAACUUUGAAAUUCUUAAAACUCAAAACCGAAUGUAAUUCAGAAGCAAAAUUUCAAUGAAAUAUCAUUUGGCCAAAGGUAAAAAAGUAUAUGAAUAUCCAAAAUUUCUGAAAUGUUAUGUCAGAAUUUAUUUUAUAUUGAUUUUUGUCCUACUUUUGGUAAAACAUGACCCAUACAUCCUUAAGGUAAAAAAGUCUCCACAUAUAUUGUGAUGUUCAGGUGAGCAAUUUUAAUAUUAUUUUAUCCAUGAUAUAGUUCAUCAAUUAAAACCCCUGAUUCACUUAUUUUCAAAUGAGAGAGAAAGAGGGAAUGGGGUGGUAAGACCAUUUAGGGAUUGGGAGGGUAGAUGUUUGAUUCUUGCCAAAUAUUUUACCAGGUCUUCCACUGGGGUUACCUCAUUUAUGAAAUAUCAAAUCUUUCUUCAGGUCUAGUAAAUUUUGUCAUAACAUGCCAUGUUAUAUUUUGUUUUUAUAUUUGGUAAGAGGCUUGUUGUGGAUUUAAAGUUUUGAAGUAUUCUGACUUGUGAAUGUAUGUUAUUUGUAGGAAUGAAUUUUCAACACUGAUUAACAUGUACUUGGAAACAGUGGAAUUUGCUUUAGCAUAUGUGAAGAUUUACAAUAGAUAUAUACUUGAUAUAUUAAAAAGAAUCACUACUGUAUACAUUUAUUGGGUAUGUAAUAUAUUGUAUUAUCCACUUGUUAUGAUGUACAACAUGUAUUUAUGCUUGUUUUACUUAUGGAAACAUGAUACUCAAACUUCACAAACAUGUCUCAGACAUAAAAUUACAAAUAAGGAGACUUACAUGGGCUAUUUACUGAGAAAAAAGAUGCAUUAAGGAGACACUGAGUUUGGAGUAGUUGCAAAUCAUAGUUGAAAGUUAAUAAUGUAACCAUAUAUUUUUAAUUUCAUGACCAUAUUUGGUAGUUAUUAUUUUAAUGAAUUUUGCCCUAAAUUGCAGAUUAGAGAAGUUUUCACUGAGAGAAAAUGGUAUAUACUAAUAGAUUAUUUAGGUGCAUCAUUGUACCUGUAGUUGACGUAUGUUUAAUGAAACAAAUGUGUUAAUGAUGUUUAGCUUUAAGCGAAUUUUGGAUUAUUUUUAUACAUGAACAUCAUAUAAACUGUAUGGAUUUAAAUAAACAUGUGUUAAACAGCCUAUACUUAGGAACUAUUCAGUAAAUCAAA
Ylistrum balloti is the source of this 6762-nucleotide messenger RNA. Its product is annotated as protein FAN-like. NCBI's taxonomy places the organism in Eukaryota, Metazoa, Mollusca, Bivalvia, Pectinida, Pectinidae. The coding region runs from base 31 to 2790 and encodes 919 amino acids. Gene Ontology annotation, molecular function: protein binding. The record is from RefSeq and is a predicted model, not a curated record. The transcript has 31 exons.